Molecule: messenger RNA, 1074 nt
Organism: Cavia porcellus (domestic guinea pig)
Lineage: Eukaryota; Metazoa; Chordata; Mammalia; Rodentia; Caviidae
Product: keratin-associated protein 5-2-like
Exons: 1
Coding region: 45-665 (206 amino acids)
Source: RefSeq, a predicted model, not a curated record
UCAACAUCUGCUCCUCUCACCUCUCCACCUCUAUCACCAGAACCAUGACCUGCUGUGGCUGUUCCGGAGGCUGUGGCUCCAGCUGUGGGGGUUGUGGCUGUGGCUGUGGCUCAGGCUGUGGAAGUUGUGGCUCCAGCUGCUGCUGUGUGCCCGUGUGCUGCUGCAAGCCUGUGUGCUGCUGUGUGCCAGCCUGUUCCUGCUCCAGCUGUGGCAAAGGGGGCUGUGGCUCCUGUGGUGGCUGCAAGGGUGGCUGUGGCUCUUGUGGGGGGUGUAAGGGUGGCUGUGGCUCCUGUGGGGUGUGCAAGGGGGGCUGUGGCUCCUGUGGGUGCUCCAAGGGGGGCUGUGGCUCCUGUGGCUGCUCCAAGGGCGGCUGUGGCUCUUGUGGGUACUCCAAGGGUGGCUGUGGCUCCUGUGGGUGCUCCAAGGGGGGUUGUGGCUCCUGUGGGGGCUGUAAGAGCAGCUGCUGCCAGUCCAGCUGCUGCAAUCCCUGCUGUUGCCAGUCCAGCUGCUGCAAGCCCUGCUGCUGCCAGUCCAGCUGCUGUAAGCCCUGCUGCUGCCAGUCUAGCUGCUGCAAACCCUGCUGUUACUCUCAGUCCAGCUGCUGCAAUCCCUGCUGCUCUCAGUCCAGCUGCUGUGGCCCUAUCUGCUGCCAGUGCAAGAUCUAAGUCUCUGAUCCCAGACCCAGGAAACUGUCAGUUUCCAAUUUCUCAAGAAGUGUUCCUGGCUGUGAUCACACAUUGAAGCUUCAGUCUCAUCCCAUGCCCCAGAAUACCCUUUCCUCACUCUAGGGCCGGGCAUUCAUCACUUUGACUACAGAGGAAACAUCAUCGGCACCAUCAUUCCCUAAUGGAAAGCCCAUAUACUCCCUCCUAAUCACCAUGGAGAUGUGGGCUGUGCCUCUCAGUCUUUCUUUGAAGAUUUUCAGAUCUCCUGAGUCCUCUAGACCUUUCCCUGCCACUUCCAGCUCUUUGAGCUCAACACUGGCCUUUGACAUGUACUUUCUUUGUUCUCUGCAUAUUUUCACCUGCACAGGGCUCUGACAUCCUUAAAUAAACCUCUCCCCUCUGCACACAA